Molecule: messenger RNA, 10266 nt
Organism: Camelus dromedarius (Arabian camel)
Lineage: Eukaryota; Metazoa; Chordata; Mammalia; Artiodactyla; Camelidae
Gene: TMPPE
Product: transmembrane protein with metallophosphoesterase domain
Exons: 2
Coding region: 216-1559 (447 amino acids)
Molecular function (GO): hydrolase activity
Source: RefSeq, a predicted model, not a curated record
ACGACUGCGGGAGAAGCGCAGCCUCAGCCCACCCGGCAGAGCUAAGGCAAGGGCCCGAGGGACCUCGGACUCGCUCCUGGGGAGGCCGGCAUCACGGCCGCGGAAAGGCGGAGCUGACCUGGAAACUUCUCCUUGGCCACUGACCUUUGUAAGGAACUCACUUUCCCGAGCCCACCCACACAGAACUGGCAGGGGAGCCUCUUAGGAGUGGAGGCAUGGCCAUCUUCAGGCAGCUGUCCCUGGGCACCAAGGCCGCCCUGGCUGCUGGCACUGUCUUCGUGUCCAUGAUCAUCUCCCGUUCCUACCUGGCCCAGAGCCUUGAGCUCAGGGCCUGGCGGUGGCUGUUCCGCCUGCAGCUUGCCCUCUUUGCCAACUCUCUCAUGCUCCUCGGCUCCCUCUACAUCUGGCGGAGCACGGUCGGCAACCUCAGCCACUCCCCAGCUGCGGAGUCGGCCUGUUUCCAGCUUUGGAAGAUGGCCGUGGUGGCCUUCCUGGCCCUGGCCCAUUCCAGCUUCUUCACCAUGCUCUUUUUGGUGGCAGAGGAGCCCUAUCUCUUUUCCCUGGCUGCUUACUCCUGCCUCGGUGCGUACAUCAUCAUGGUCUUCUUCCUCUGUACCCUCAGCGGCAUGGAGCAGGCCUACCAGCUCUUGGCCUGGCACUCCGGCAGGGCCGUGGGCAGCCUUGACAAGACCAGGAAGCUGGCGCUCAGGCCGGCGCUGGCAGUGGUGGUGACCGCCGUGCUCAGUGUGAUCGGGCUGCUGAACGCUGCCCAGCCCCCGGCUGUGAAAACCGUGGAGGUGCCAACCCAUCAGUUACCCGCCUCUAUGGACAACCUCAAGAUCGUGCUGCUCUCAGACAUCCACUUGGGCCCCACGGUGGGCAGGACCAAGAUGGAAAUGUUCGUGAGGAUGGUGAACAGGCUGGGGCCGGAUGUCACGGUGAUUGUGGGUGACCUCUGCGAUUCCGAAGCCUCCAUCCUCCGCACAGCUGUGGCUCCCCUGGGCCAGCUGCGUUCACGCCUCGGCACCUACUUCGUCACAGGGAAUCACGAGUACUACACGUCGGAUGUCAGCAACUGGUUUGCACUGCUAGAGUCACUGAACGUCAGGCCUCUGCACAAUGAGAAUGUGAAGAUUUCUGCCACCCGGGCUGAGCCUGGCGGGGUUGAGGGUGAUGAUUGGAUCUGCUUGGCAGGGGUGGACGACAUCGAAGCAGACAUCCUGCACUAUUCUGGCCACGGCAUGGAUCUCGAGAAGGCCCUAGGGGGCUGCAGCCCCGACCACACCACCAUCUUGCUGGCUCACCAGCCCCUGGCUGCCAAGAGAGCCCUCCAGGCUCGGCCGGACAUUAAUUUGAUCCUCUCUGGGCACACGCACGCUGGGCAGAUCUUCCCCUUGAAUGUGGCAGCCUACCUCCUGAACCCCUUCUUUGCUGGUCUCUACCAAGUGGCCCAGACUACGUUCGUAUAUGUCAGCCCUGGCACCGCCUACUACGGGAUACCCAUGCGGCUGGGCAGCAGGGCGGAGAUUACAGAGCUCAUCCUGCGGCGGGCUCCCUGAACCCACCCCUGCCCCGUGUGCCUCCUCUUUGCCCUGGCCCUCCAUCUCCAUCCCCCUGCAGGGCAGGCUCCCUGCUCCCCCUCCUCCAGCCUCUCCUGCCAACACACGCUUGUCACAAGCCUGGCAAGUCCAGGCAGGUUAACUCUGCAGAUGGUCAUCUCUGUCUUACAGGCAUUUGUCAGGCCACUCAAGCCCCUUGUGUCAGAACAGGUAUCUGUUUUGCAGAUGACGUGGAGUAAGCCGACCUCCUCUGCAGAGCUCACGGAGGGGAUGAACCCAAACCAGGGGGGUUGCUGGAGAGGGAUGCCUCGGGAAAGUGGAGUAGGAAAGGGACUUUUGGUGUUUUAAAACCCUCUUUAGGGCUUAAGCAGUUUCCAGAAUCAUUGAUCCAGAGCUUUCUGGGGAAGGGGCAGUGUUGCUAGGGCAUCUGGGAGAACAGGGGAGAUGGCUGCUGGAGAAGGUUUUCUUUUCUCCCUUGGUUCUGUCAGAGUCACCUGUAUUGAGAGCAUCAGCGAGACUGGCUGGAAUAUGUUCUGGGCCUUUAGUGAGGCUGGGGUUGGGGGUGAGGGGACGGAUGCCAGCUCUGGUAGGUGACAGUCCUAGUGCUGCUGCCUAGGGAUUCAGAGGGUGUACGACACCUGGCUGGGGGGAUUAGGGACAGGCUGCUCCCCACCACUGAGAGAUGAGAAAACUGAGGCCAAGAGAGGUAGGGCCUUGGCAGCACGACCAGGGAUGUAGGAGAUUCCGGUAGAAGCCAGGUCUUCUACCUCCCAGUGUAAGUGUUCUCUCCACUGCCUGAUAGUUAGGUAGCUGUAUCUGUUCUAGAUUCAGACGCAAGUAACAGUGUAAAGAGAACAAACAAGGGCCGGAAGCCUGAUGUCCUUUGGAAUGGUCUGCCUGAGGCUGAAUUUCCAUUCACCAUAAUGACGCAGGCUGGGCCUGCAAAAGGGUGGGCUGGUUUCAGUGUAGGAUAACUUACACUGGGGGAACUGUCCAGAAACCAUAGCACCCACCCUCUACCCCAGGGUGGGUCUGAUUUUUUUUUCCUGGAAGCAGAGGUUCCCUCUCUACCAGUGGGGGAGGUGGUAGCUUGCCUGGGGAGUGGCAGGGCUCUGAGCUCUGGCAGGGCCCCAGGCCUUCCCUCCUGGCUGUGGGGUGCUGGGCUGUCCUUCCUGCUGGGUGGCUUCCACCCCUGCCCUCACCCCCACCCUCUGGGCCUGGCCCCAUCCUUCCCUGUCCUAGGGCUCUGACCACCGAACCAUACGGCCAUCUCUGCACUGAACCCAUAGAAAAAGAGGCAGGGGUUACCGUGUCUGGUGUGAUCCCACCCCUGUUGGCUGGAGGCAGGGGACCCUUUGACCCUGGGAUAGCAAUAAGUCCUGUUAGAAAUGGCCUCCCUGAAAAUCUUUUUCUGGCAGGGAACUCUGACGGGGGGUGGGGUGGGGGGCUCACCCUCCGGCUCGCUUGUCAGGCAGCAUCGGGCAAACUUGACCUUCCUGGGUCUUGGCUUCCCUUACCCUGAAGUGGGGAUGAUUACCUACCUCAAGAGUGUUUCGUGAGGAGGGUGUUAAGUCAUGGCGCAGAGCUGCUGGGGGCACUUUAUGUUCAUUUUUAAGCAUCACAUGAGGCACACUGAGGAACUGUGUUGGUCUCAGUGCUCAGAGAUUCUGUAGAGCAGCCAGUCCCGGGGAACGUGAGUGGGUACCACGCCGCCUGCCAGGGGGCCGGUGAUCUGUCAAAAGCAGCGACUGCAGGGCCAUGGAUGGCUUUCCUCUGCCUGUGCUCCCGUCUCCUUGUGCAUGCUCUAUCUGGCCAGAGUGAGUCUCUUCCUUUUCCUCCUGGUCCUCUUGGUGUUUACUGGAACCCUGGGGGUCCUGGAGGCCACCUUUCUCAUGUCCCAGCAGCCAAAGUAUUGACCUUCCAGUCAAGUUUCCAGUGUGUCUUUGAGUCGAGAUUUCAGUGAUUUCCUCAUUAUUUACACCCCCCCCCCCCCCGUGUUUAAUCAUCCUUACAGCUGAGAAUGAGUUGGGGGAGAAGCAGCUUCAGAACUGAGGAAGUGCCCCUGGGGAGCCUUUCCUGAACACAUUCUGCAGGUGGUGGGACUACAGGCGGGGAAGGGCUUUCUUUGCCCAGGGCAGCGCCCCUGCCUGCUCUGCUCAGGCUCCCUGGCACCCUUCUCCGUGGCACCACUCAAGCUCCCCGCCUCUCCCGGCCUCAGGAAGGUCGUCACUCUUCCAAACCCACUCCCUUUCUCAUGCCCUGACCCCCUUUCCGAUCACCGACUUUCCAGCUCUCUCAUUUGGAUCCCAGCAGACUGAAAGUUGUGCUGUUUGUUUUCCACCCCUCGGUGCAGCGGGUCCUGGGUGACUCGCCUGCUCACCAGGUUAUUACACUGUUGUCUUGAUUUGAGAUCUUUCUCAUCAGUGCCCUGAACUUGAUAGAGUUCCUUCCAUCAGUCCUGCUUUCAUCUGGCAUCUGUCUUGUGUACCAGUUGUCCUUGCUCUGAAGUCCUGGCUUGACUGAUUCCUCUCUAUAAAUAGAAAUGAAACAGGUCUGUCUGUGUGCCCAAGGAACAGUCAGCAGCACCUUUGUGUACUUGGUUUGUGUUCCAUGAUGUGGUGGAUGUUUUCCCAGCAGAAAUUUCUCCAUUUGUGUCCAAAUAUGGUCCUGGUGGGCAGGCGGCUCUCCACAGCACACUUGGUGCCUCUGUUCUCUGUUCUUCAGUCAUUUACCUUGGACAAGUUUAUUUAUUGCAAGGGGUUGGGAGGAGGUGGUGAGAAACAUUUACUUGAAGCCUGAAAAUUCUUUCAAUUUCAUUCUAAUUUCUUUUUCAAAAUCUGUUAAAUGAAAGUUAAAAUGAAACGUAAGUCUUUUUAAAAAUUAACAGUCGUGUGUAUUAUGAUACUAUUGUUAUAAAAUCUCAAUGCAUUAAUCCUACUGCCAUCCAUUCCAAACAUGCAUUCACUCAUCCAUCCUUUUUCCCCCCUUAUUUUGCUUUCUCUUUUAAAGCUUUUUAUUGUGAAAAAUUGAAAAUAUUCCCAAAGUAGAAAGACUAGCACCUGAAUCCCCAUAUAUUCAUCAUCCAGCUUCAACAACUGACUGUUCUACUGUUAUUUCUCAUCUAUGCUUGCCCUUUCUUUUUUCUUUCUUGUCUGGAGUAUAUUAACAAAAAUCUUAGAAAAUGUAAUGUUACCCCAAAGUACUUCAGUAUAAAUUCUUAUUUAAAAAGCAUCUCCAUAAUGCUGUUACAGCCAAGGAAAUUCAGAAUAAUUCUUUAAUAUCAUCUAAUACCUAGUUAGGAGACUUGGGGCUAGAAGCCAGGUCUUCUGUCUUUCAAUAAAAGUGUUUUUCCCACUCUCUGGGGGUUGAGUAGCUACAUCUGUUAUAGGUAAGUGCAAGAUUCAACUGCAGUUAACUGUGUAGAGUUUUCAAUUCUUCCUGAUUAUCUCAACUGUCUGUGUAUGUAUGUGUGGUAAAAAAAAAAAACAAAAAAACAACACAUAGCCUAAAAUUUAUCAUCUUAGUGGUUUUUAAGUGUACAGCUCAGUAGUGUCAAGUAUAUUCACAUUGUUGUAAAACAGAUCUCCAGAGCUUUUUUCAUCUUGCCAAUCUGAAACUGUAUCUGUUAAACAACUCCUCCCCUUCCUCCCCUGCCCCAGCCCCUGGUAACCAGCACUUUGCAUUCUGUUUCUAUGAAUUUGACUGCUCUGGGUACCUCAUGCAAGUGGAAUUAUGCAUUAUCGUCUUUUGUGACUGGAUUAGUUCACUCGGCAUAACAUCCUCAGUGUUCAUCCAUGUGACAAGACUUCCUUCCUUUUUAAGGCCAAGUAAUAUUCCAUUGUAUGUAUAGACCACAUUUUGUUAUUCUUUCAUCCAUCAGAGGACAUUUGGGUUGUUUCUACCUCUUGCCCAUUGUGAAUAGUGCUGCUGUGUACACGGGUGUGCAAAUACCUCCCUGAGACCCCUUCUGUUCUUUUGAGUAUAUACCCAGAAGUGGGAUUGCUGGAUGAUACAGUAGUUCUAUUUUUCUUUCUUUCUUUCUUUUUUUUUUUUUUUUGAGGAACCCCUACACUGUUUUCCAUAGUAGUUGAACCACUUAACAGUCCUACCAGCAGUACCCAAGUGUUCCAGUUUCUCUACAUCCUCACUGAAACUUACCUGCUGGUUUUUUUAUUUGUUUGUUUUUGAUCAUGAUGUGAGGUAAUAACUUAUUGUGUUGCUGAUUUGCAUUUCUCUGAUAAUCAGUGAUGGUGGGCAUCUUUUUAUAUACUUGUUGGCCAUUUGGAUAUUAUCUUUGGAAAAAUGUGUAUUCAAGUCUUUUGCCCUUUUUAAAAUCAGGUUAUUUGAUUUUAUUGUUGAGUUGUACAGGGUCUUUAUAUAUUCUGAAUAGUAACCCCUGACCAGAUAUUUGAUUUGCAGAUAUUAUCUCCCAUUCCAUAGGUUGACUUUUCACCCUUGUAUCCCUUGAUACACAAAAGUUUUUAAGUUUGAUGUCCCAUUUCUCCAUUUUUUUGCUUUUGUUGCUUGUGCUUUUGGUGUCAUAUCCAAGAAGUCACUGCCAAGCCCAAUAUCAUAAAGCUUUCCCCCUAUGUUUUCUUCUAGCAGUUUUUAAAUUUAGGGUUUUAUGGAUAGGCCUUUGAUCCAUUCUGAGUUAAGUUUUGUAUAUGAUGUGAAGGGUCCACAUUCGUCCUUCUGCAUGUGGACGUCCGAUUUCCCUGCACCAUUUGUUGAAGACACUGUCCUUUCCCUAUUGAGUGGUCUUGGCAUCCUUGCUGAAGACCAUUUAAACGUACAUGUGACAGUUUAUUUCAGGCCUGUCUGUUCUUUCCCACUGGUCUAUUUGUCUGUCUUCAUAUCAGUAUCAAUAUAUAUCGCUUUGAUUACUGUAGUUUUGUUAUAUCUUUUGAAAUCAGGAAGUGUGAGUCUUCCUGCUUUGUUCUUCUUUUCCAAAAUUGUUUUGGCUAUUUGGGCUCCUUGAAAUUCCAUAUUAAUUUUAGGAUGAAUUGGUCUAUUUCUGAAAAAAAAUGCUAUUGGGGUUUUGAUAGAGAUUACAGUGACUCUGUAGACCACAUUGGGGAGUACGGACGUCUUAACAAUACUAAGUCUUCAAUCCACGAACACGGGAUGUCUUUCCAUUUAUUUGAGUCUUUUUAAAUCUCUUUCAGCAGUGUCUUGUAGUUCUCAGUAUAUGAGUCUUCCACCUCCUUGGUUAAAGCUUAGUCCCAAGUAUUUUAUUCUUUUUGAUGCUAUUAUAAUUGGAAUUGUUUUCUAAAUUUCUUUUUUGGACUGUUCAUUGUCAAUGCAUAGAGAUGCAACUGAUUUUUGUAUGUUGAUUUUGUAUCCUGCAAGUUUGCUGAAUUUAUCAGUUCUAACAUUUUUUUUUUGUAUAUGAAAUCUUUAGGUGUUCUGCAUAUAAAUAAGAUCAUGUCAUCUGUGAAGAGAGAUAAUUUUACUUCUUCCUUUCCAGUUGAAUGCCUUUUAUUUCUUUUUCUUGCUUUGUUGCUCUGGCGAGGACUUCCAAUAGUAUCUUGAAUAAAAGUGGCAAGAGCAGGCAUCCUUGCCUUGUUCCUGAUCUUAGAAGAAAAGCUUUUAGUCUGUCACCUUCGAGUAUGAUGUUAACUGUGAGCUUUCAUAUGUGGCCUUUAUUACGUGGAGGUACUUUCCUUCUCUUCCUAAUUUGUUGAGUGUUUAAUCAUGAAAAGGUGUUGAAUCCUUUCUAUUUCUGCCUCACUUGAAAUGAUCAUGUGGUUUUUGUCCUUCACUUUGUUAAUAUGGUAUAUUCUGUUGCUUGAUUUUCACAUGUUGAAUCAUUCUGUCAUUCAGAAUCUCACUUGGUCAUGGUGUGUAAUCUGGUCCUUGGUUUUUCUUUGAAAUUUUCAAUUACUGAUUCAAUCUUCUUCCUAGUUAUUGGUCUGUUCAGAUUUUCUGUUUCUUCAUGAUUCAGUCUUGGUAGGUUGUAUGUUUCUAGGAAUUUAUCUGUUUAUUCUAGAUUACCAGUUUGUUGGCACACAAUUGUUCACAGUAGUCUCUUAUAAUCCUUUUUUUUUUUUCUGUGACAUCAGUUGUAAUAGCGCCUCUUUUAUUUCUGAUUUUAUCCACUUGAGUCCUCUCUUUUUUCUUAGUUAAUGUAGCUAAAAUUUUGUCAAUUUUGUUGAUCUUUUCAAAAAACCAACUCUUACUUUCACUGAUUUUUUUCUUUUUUUCUCCCUCAUUCUCUAUUUUAUUUACCUCUGCUCUAAUUUUCAUUAUUUCCUAGCUAGCUUUAGGUUUAGUUUUUCAAUUUCUUGAGGAAUUAUGUCACUUAAUAGUUCUUUUACUUGAAUCAGGAUCUAAUAACAAUAUAAUAAAUGUUGUAUUUGAUGUAUUUCUUAAAUCUCUCUAAGUCUGUAAAAUACCCUCCCCUCUUAUUUUAUGUCAUUUGCUUGUUCAACUUAACUGGAUAUUAUAUCUUGGUUCUUUGGAUUUGUGGUGGUGUUUAACAUGUACUGUCCUCGUAUUUUCUGCAAACUGGUAGAGGCAGACGUCUGUUAAAGUUAGAACUAGAAGCUGGAUAGAUUCAUGUUCAACUUUUCCCCUUUUAUGGUAGGAAGACUUCAUUGCUUUCAGUGAUGCUAAGAUUGACCCAUGGGUCCAGGUGUUGUCAGCUUGGCCCCUCUGCUAGAAAGUUUCACGUCAUCUUUUCAUCUAAUGCUUCAGCAGUCAUUGAUGAUUGUUGCCUAAAGUCAUUAUCCCACUAGGGAUUGUAAAGUGGUGAUUUUUUUUCUUUCUAGUUUGAUACAUUGAAUACAGAAUUUUGUAGGCCAGAGUACUAAACAAGCUUUCUGGGAAUAAUUAGUUGACUUUUAUAUAAUGAAGAGACAGUGGAAACAUUUUACCUCAGUUCUGUUCUGAAGGAAUUUUUGUAGCAUUUAGAAAUGUAAUCCUGCCAUCAGUCCCCAAAACAGUGAUUCUCAAUUUCAUCAUUUCUUCUGCAUUUGCAAGCUGUGGUUCUUCUACAAAGAAUUCUGUUCUUUCCCUUGAUUCAUCAGUUUUCAGAAUGAUGAGCUGAUACUCCCAGCAAACUCCAAGGAUAACCAAUAAGCUUUGGUUUUGGGUGGGAGGGAGUAUUAUGAAUUUGGCUAUUUUUAUGUAUUUGGCGUGUUUAAACCCAUUGAAAUGGUACAUCUUUUACUGCUCAAAGUAUCCCCAUCUUUGGCCAGUUGGAGCUCCUUCAGAUUGGCUUCUGUGUCAUUUUGUUGUAGCCCUAAUAGUUUUGAUAGUUUUAGGCUUAUUUUGUACAUAUUCUGCCCCUGACUUGGAUUAAGUAAUUUCUUAAGGAGUCCUGGUUUCUUUUAGUGAGAAAUAUUUAGCGAUCAUAAUUUAAGUGCUAGAGGAGAUAAGUGCUAGUGUCAUUUCUAAACUGUUUCUAUGGCUAUUGCUAGGACAUAUAUAUUUUUUUACAAAGAGAAAAAAUUUUUAGUUAUAUUAAUAUUCCCAAUUCAAAUGGGAGAUUAUGGUUUUUUUUUUUUUUCUUUUUAAAUAGACUCUUUUUUAGAGUAGUUUUAGGUUCACAGCAAAAUUGAGUGGAAGGUGCAGAGAUUUCCUGAUUAUAGGGUUUUUACUUAACUUUGAUUUUUAUCUUUGUUUCUAUUUUACACUGAAAAUUUUGGUUCAUAACAACCGGAUAUAAUUACCUCUUUAGCCUCCUAUGUAUUUCAUAGAUUCAAAAUAGUAAUAAAAUAUUAUUAAUAGGAUGAAAUCUGCUAGAUGCAGGUUUAUUUGUUUGUUUUACCUGAAUACAGUUCAAAAUGUAUUUUUAUCCUUAGGCUCAACACACUCAAAAUACUAUUUCAAAUUCCCUUGAAAUGAUUCUUUCCUGUGUGGGAAGUUAGGUCUGUUUUUAACAUUUAGGAAUUAUUUUAUAUUUUUAAAUUUUAUUUUGGUUUUCUUAAAUUAUGCACGUACCUUUUCUCUGAGAGGAGGGGGCAGAAUUAAAGCUGUAAAUGUCUGGGAGUCCUGGGGGGUUAGGAACUGGUCCUCACCUGUGCUCAUUCCUCUUCCGUUCUUCCAUUUUCCUUCCUCUUCCAUUGUAAUUUACACUCUUUAUCCACAGUUCUCUGGAAUGCUGAACAAAUAUCUUUUUGGAACAAGAGAGGCAUGAGUAAAUAAAAUACAUAAAUAUAUAAGCUAUAGCAGAUCAUUCACAGAUUACCCCAGAUUCAUAUUGAUCAUCACCCUUUGUUCCCCAGCCUGUCUGCUGGAAUGGUGCUUUCACGACAUUUGAUGUUUGAAAGGCUCUUAGGUUGAGGAAUGUGCACAAGUCAUGCAAAUAUAAUUGUUUUUAGUCCUGAGGACUAGGAAACUUGGGGAAUGUUCCCAUUACCUGGUGAUAUAAGUAUUGAUGUUGUGCUUAAUUUUUAAAAAAUGCUUAUUUACCACUGAAAUAAUCUAAAUGGUAUCAAUAACUUGAAACAUGUUAUAUUGGAUGGUAUUUGGUCCCUGAUGUGUUUUUGGUCUGAGUAUAUUUCAUUUGCACUGUGGUCUUUUCUCUCCGAUAUUAUAUGCAUUAUGUACAUUGGGUUAGGCUGGGGGGUGGGAGCUCUGGAAGGUGUGGGCUUUGGCUUGCUUGGAAUUGCUUUUUAUUUUGUGAGUUCUGUGACCUCCUGCACGUAAGAACUGAUGCGACCACACCCGUGCACAUGUGAAAUAAAACAAUGUCUCUUCCAUA